This is a messenger RNA of Effrenium voratum, 293 nucleotides long. The record is from the annotation of a GenBank genome assembly. Lineage: Eukaryota; Dinophyceae; Suessiales; Symbiodiniaceae.
AAACGGCGCUGGUGCGGAACAAGGAGCCCUUCACCUUCGCUUUUGCAGGGCGAACUGCGAACAAGGUGAGGGAGAUGAGAGAUCGGGAGUUUGGCGGAACGGACUACGAGGACACACCUAUUCUACAGGCCUCCUACGAUGACGUCUUCUCGUUGAUGGACUUGUGCCGCAGUGCGUAUGUCAUCGUGAACGUCGCAGGUCCCUACAUGCUCACACAGGGUGAGCUGCUGCUGGAUUGCUGUUGUCGCUGCGGCACGGACUACUGCGACGUGAGUGGUGAGAUCCCUUGGUGA